Molecule: messenger RNA, 1714 nt
Organism: Microtus oregoni (creeping vole)
Lineage: Eukaryota; Metazoa; Chordata; Mammalia; Rodentia; Cricetidae
Product: amine sulfotransferase-like
Exons: 9
Coding region: 406-1287 (293 amino acids)
Biological process (GO): sulfation
Cellular component (GO): cytoplasm
Molecular function (GO): sulfotransferase activity
Source: RefSeq, a predicted model, not a curated record
GUCAACUGCUGAGAAAAGUUUGACAUACCCCAUAAAUAUUGGGUCUUAAUGCAUAUGUUAAGAAUUUUACAUUUUAAUACAAUGCAAAAGAUUUAAGAACUGUACCAAACUACCUGAAGAAGCAUUCUCAACUCAGAGAUCAGCAGUCAAUGACAGGUUUGAAGCUCCUUCUCCCCAGAUGCCUAAGAUGGGAGCUCGCAUAUGGAAAAGAUGGAAAAAUUUGGGUAAAUGAAGAUGUCUUUGCCUAAGCCAGGAGACAGAAGGCUGGUGUAUUUCCCACUCAGUUCAUGUUUUGGUAUAAAAGCUCUUUGGACAAUAAAUGAGAGGAAUUCUUCAGGAUGUGAACUCAGGACUUCAUGAGGAACCACUGAGAAUCUCCUUCCCAAUAAAACCAGGUAAAUCACUAUGGACAAUCAAGAUGAAUAUGUACUUAACUUCAGAGGCCAUAACUUUGAAAGAAGUUUAGUUAACAUGAACAUAGAGGAAAACAUGGAUGAUCAGGAAAUUAGAGAUGAUGAUGUCUUCAUAGUCACAUAUCCAAAAUCUGGUACCGCCUGGACACAACAGAUCCUCAGCCUGAUUUAUUUUGAGGGCCACAGGAACAACACUGAAAACAUCCAAAUAAUAGACAGAGUACCAUCCUUUGAGUACAAUAUUCAUAAUGUGGACUUUGCCAAAAUGCCAUCACCUCGUAUCUUUUGUUCCCACCUCCCGUAUUAUUUAGUGCCAAAAGAUUUCAAGAACAAAAAAGUCAAAAUUCUUUAUAUCUACAGAAAUCCUAAAGAUGUUUUGACCUCCUACUUUCAUUUUUCAAAUUGGAUAGUUAUAAUUGAAGCCUCAAACACUAUAGAAACAUUUAUGCAAACAUUUCUACAUGGAAAAGUGGUAAAAAACAAUUGGUUUGACCACAUAAGAGGCUGGUAUGAACACAGACAUGACUUCAAUAUUAUGUUCCUGAGCUAUGAAGAUAUGAAGAAGGACCUCAGGGGCUCAGUGCUGAAAAUCUGCAGUUUUCUGGAGAAAGAACUGAGUAAAGAAGAUGUGGAUGCUGUUGUGAGACAAGCUACAUUUCAGAACAUGAAAUCUGACCCACGAGCAAAUUAUGACGAUAUUAUAAAAAAGGAAAUUGGGACAAGAAAUGAUCAGGGAACAUUCCUCCGCAAAGGAACCAUUGGAGACUGGAAGCAUCACUUGACUGUGGAUCAAAAUGAAAGAUUUGACAGAAUAUUCUACAAAAAAAUGAAAAACAUACCCUUAAAGUUCAUUUGGGAUAUGAAUGAGGAGUAGAACUUUAAUUACCACGUGAAGUAAUCAUAUAAAAAUGUACUAACCAAAGGCCAUACUCAAAUAUUAAAAUUAAUUUCUUUCACUCACUUAACUAUGAAUAUAAAGCAUAAUUCUUGAAUGAGAAAAUAAACUUAAGCUUAGCUUGCUGGCCAUAACAUUGAUUUCAAAGGUAGCUACUAGCAUUGGUAUCUUUCACAAAAAUGGUUUAACAGAAAACAUAAAAAAUGGCUCGUAGUCUUCAGAAAUACUUCAAUAGUUCACAUUUUCUUUACCUUUAAUUAAUUUAGGAUGGAAUUAACUCUAAAAAUCCAAUUACUCUUAUACCUAACUUUAAGUGAUUGUUUUCAAAAUCAAUAUACUCAUUCAACUGUACUAUGUGAAAUAAAGAGAGAUGUCAUAUAAAAACAUAUAUGCCUUUCAAAAAUAA